This is a messenger RNA of Anneissia japonica, 717 nucleotides long. RefSeq names its product thrombospondin-1-like. The transcript has a single exon. Bases 1 to 717 code for a protein of 238 amino acids. The record is from RefSeq and is a predicted model, not a curated record. Lineage: Eukaryota; Metazoa; Echinodermata; Crinoidea; Comatulida; Comatulidae.
AUGGCUGACAAAAAGGUGGCAGGUGUAGUUGUUGGUAUAUUUGUUUGUUGUUGUGUGGGUCUACUAGCUGGUUAUUUCCUAGGUAGGGAAAUACACUUUCGUCCUCCGGUUGAUUGUAAAUGGCAAAACUGGACUCAAUGGAGUGAAUGUUCUCAACAAUGUGGUGUAAAUGAAACACAACAUAGAAAUAGAUCGUACUCGACACAAGCAGAGUAUGGAGGAAUUGACUGCUAUGGAGAGCAUUUUGAGAAACGUAGGUGCAACGUAUUGUGUUAUAAUGGAGGUACUACCCUGUCGGAACGAAACGGCUGUAAAUGUAAAAGUGGAUUUACUGGGAAGUGCUGCGAAUGUAAAGUAAAAGAUUGCAAAAUGAGCCAGUGGAGUGACUGGUCAACGUGUUCGCGUGAAUGUGGCUAUCUCGGAACAACAUUCAGGACUCGCAAUAUUGACCAGACUCCAGAAUGUGGUGGAAGUGUAUGUACAUCGUCACUGACAGAACAGCAGCCAUGUAAUCGAAUUUGCUACAAUAGUGGUAGAAUAGAAGACGGCAUCUGCAAGUGUCCAUCCGGAUAUAGCGGCCAAUGCUGUGAGUGUAAAAUAAAACACUGUAAAUUGACUCAGUGGAGUGAUUGGUCACUAUGCUCGCAUGCUUGUGGACCUUUGGGGACAAGCUAUAAAAUUCGAGAUAUCCAACAGCUGUCUCUUAUACACAUCUAG